AUGGCGGAUGCGUUGAAAGAGCUGCUCGACGAGCAAGGAGUGUUUACCCGGAAGCUGAAUGUCGAACAUGCUACUCAUUCUGCUCACAUGGAGCAGUUCUCGGAGGAGUACAAAGGGCUCGUAGGUAGCUUGCUAUCAAAGCAUCUCUUGCGCUUUGAGCAUCCCGUGCAUAUGUUUUCCACUCUCACGGGUCGCUUGCUGGAUGAUUCUUCUGUGCCUGAAAUGGCUUCCCAUUGGUGCGACAGCAUGAUGCGCCCUGUAAAGUUCACAGAGGCUGUUCUUCGAUGUGCUGUGGUGCAACGCCGGGAGAUAUCUCCUCGGCUCAGGGUAGUCGGGUGGACGUUAUUCUUGAAGUCGGCCCGCACCCAGCAAUGCAAAGUGCAGUGA
Penicillium canescens is the source of this 387-nucleotide messenger RNA. RefSeq names its product polyketide synthase. The transcript has a single exon. The coding region runs from base 1 to 387 and encodes 128 amino acids. Gene Ontology annotation, molecular function: transferase activity. NCBI's taxonomy places the organism in Eukaryota, Fungi, Ascomycota, Eurotiomycetes, Eurotiales, Aspergillaceae. The record is from RefSeq and is a predicted model, not a curated record.